AUGGGGAAGAAAAAAAAGAAAGAAAAAGAGGAAGCUAUUUCCUUCCUUCCUUCCUUCCUUUUCCUUUACUUCGUUUCCAAAAAGGAAAGAAAGCAAAAGAGUGGGAAACGACUCAGGGAAAGAAUGACAGUUAUAGGAAGAAAUCAAAGAAAAAUUGAGUGUUUGCAGAAAAGAAAAGAGAUGGAAAAGCACAAGGAGUCCGUUGGAGGGGUUGUUGCAGCAGAAGGGGCGAGAUUCAAGAGAAAGAGAAGAAUACUACCGAGCAAUAGAAAGCAGAAUUUGAGGAUGAUUGAAGAACCAACACGUUUGGAAACAGCAGUCAACUCACCUAAGCACAGAAGCAAGGAAGUAAUCCCAGAUAGAUGA
Aspergillus luchuensis is the source of this 366-nucleotide messenger RNA. RefSeq lists its product as uncharacterized. Lineage: Eukaryota; Fungi; Ascomycota; Eurotiomycetes; Eurotiales; Aspergillaceae. The transcript has a single exon. The record is from RefSeq and is a predicted model, not a curated record. Bases 1 to 366 code for a protein of 121 amino acids.